AUGUCGACCCGAGCCACAGCAGGCCGGCAUGUGCGCCAACGGAAGCUAAACACCAAGCAACCCCUGCGCAUCCUGCGUGAAGGUGAGCUUGAAGAUACUUACGAUGAUGAGUCGCAACGGAAUUUCCCCCAGGUGGAGACAGGUGUUGAGAAGGGAGAGGAAAUUGAGUACCAUCUUCAAGCAGUGAUAAAUGCAGCCAACGCAGCAGCGCUCGGCGCAAAGUCCCAGCAGCAGAGCUUCAUUCCCACACCAGACGCCGUCAGAGCAAAAGGUGUAAAGUAUGACGACCUCUACCCGAAAGCGUUCAAGGAGCCUUCGACGUACAUUCGCUUCAGUUCAACUGUAGAGGACUGCGUCGGCGUUCCCUACUGCAUGAAUGACAGUGAUGCCGCCUUCCUUGGCCAGUUGAAUGACGGCAAGGACGUCAACGGCCAGCCAAGGAAAGACAAGCUCAGCCAGUGCUCGGAGGACACCUUCGAGGAGGUGCUGAACUUCUUCGAGGAGAGCAGCGCCCGCCUGCAGCCUUUCGCUAAUGUGGAGACUGCGCAAAUCCCAACACUCGAAGAGAUGGAUGCCUCCACUGAAGAGUCAAUCUCGGCCGAAGCGCACCAAUGGUUGAAGCCAAUCUACCAGUAUUGGGUCUCGAAGAAGGGCAAUCGUCCGCUGAUGCCGGCGAUCAAGGUGCGUGUGCUCGAGGCCACAAACGAAGCCGAUGACGCAGACCCAUACAUCUGCUUCCGGCGUAGGGAAGUCCGGCAGACGCGCAAGACCAGAGGUCGAGAUGCGCAAGUCGUCGAAAAGCUCAAGAAGCUCAGACUGGAGCUCGAACAAGCCCGGCAGCUGGUCCAUAUGGUGGUCCAGCGAGAACAGCUGAACAAAGAGGAUCUGGAAGUCUCGCGCAAGGUCUUCGAAGAGCGCCGUAAACUCAAGGAUGUCAAGGUCAAUAAACAGAUCAUCGGCGAGAAGGGCGAGGACGAAGAGCUGCUGGUCAAUCAAAAGCCAGCGCCCAAGCCCAAAGCAAGGCAGGAUACCGAUCGACGUCCUGCAAUGAUCCGGAUACGUUCUGGUGGCGACCGAGCGCCAGAGAACGAUCUUGUCCAGCUUUCCGACAUCCAGGCAGAAUCUGAAACCAAGCUGCAACAACAGAUCGAUUCCAAGAAAGAGCAGCAUCGCCGGUGGAACGACCACUGGGUUGACCAGACUUGGCGGCCUAUCACGCCACCACUGGAGUCGCCGGAUGAUCCUCCUCGAUGGCAACCACUGCUUUUUCCUGAAGGACCAUAUCCGUCACCACCUCCGACUGUGCCUUCAGAAGGUUCUCAAGAUCGGGAUCAGGAUGUGGAGAUGACAGAUCGUCCGGCCAUCAAGGAGGAGGAUGCGACUGCCGGUGCUCCCGUCUUUAACCAUGAGCCAGAGUUUGUGUUCCAUAUCCCAGGCGCAUAUCCGGCGGAUGAAGAGCUUGUCGCCCCAAUCAAGCGUGACCCGGCUCCAGCCUGCCGUCUUCGAUACGGUCGUGGGGGUCGAUGCUAUCUCGAGGCCAGGAGAAAGCGACCACUGGGAGUCAUCAGCAGUGGCGUCGUCUCGGACUCGGACAGUGACGACGAGAUGGAGGAUUACUACCCCGUCGACAGCCAAAAGGUGUUCGAGUUCCGGGUCUCGACGAAUGUGCGGUCGCGUCCAGAAGGCAUGGGCGGUGAGCGGAGACAUCAUCCGAGUGGUGACCAGUCUUCGAUGGCAGUCAGUGCGUCUGGUGGUCAGUCGCGCACUUUGCAGCAGCAGGCUUCGGCUGGUAGCGCUUCUUGA
This is a messenger RNA of Saxophila tyrrhenica, 1803 nucleotides long. It is a transcript of the gene EPL1, whose product is annotated as Enhancer of polycomb-like protein 1. Gene Ontology annotation, biological process: regulation of transcription by RNA polymerase II. NCBI's taxonomy places the organism in Eukaryota, Fungi, Ascomycota, Dothideomycetes, Mycosphaerellales, Extremaceae. Gene Ontology annotation, cellular component: NuA4 histone acetyltransferase complex; piccolo histone acetyltransferase complex. The coding region runs from base 1 to 1803 and encodes 600 amino acids. The transcript has 2 exons. The record is from RefSeq and is a predicted model, not a curated record.